This is a messenger RNA of Solenopsis invicta (red fire ant), 3561 nucleotides long. RefSeq lists its product as uncharacterized. NCBI's taxonomy places the organism in Eukaryota, Metazoa, Arthropoda, Insecta, Hymenoptera, Formicidae. The record is from RefSeq and is a predicted model, not a curated record. The coding region runs from base 808 to 1401 and encodes 197 amino acids. The transcript has 3 exons.
AAAAUAAUAUAAUUUUAUUAUAUAAUUUUAAAAUGUGUUAAUAAAAUAUUAUUAAUUAUGUGUUGAAAUUUAUUUUUUAUUCAAUUAAACAUAUUUUAAAUUAUUUUUGCCACGAUUUUUUUUCUUGUCGCAACGAAUUUCGGCUACACAGACAGUCCCUUUUGGCAAGGAUAUCUGUGUAGUUAUACGCGCGCUACCUGAGAACUUGUUUUCUUUGUAACACUAUAAGGUCGUUUAAACGGUUUUGAAACUGUUGGGUUCAUUCGAGCAGUAGCUAGCGUUCAGAGCAUACCGUGUAUAAAUUGCAGUGCGAAUAUAUCAUUUAUAAAAAUGCAAGAACCAACAAGUUCCAGUGCAGAAGAAAAUAUUUCAAGCCCGGAAUCUCCGCCGAAUGAAAAUGAAGUAAUGAAAAAUAACCUAACAAACGCUCUUAUUUAUUGCAAGAGUUUAUUAGUAGCAGAAAAUCUGCUAACUAAUACUCCAUCAACUGAAAUAUCAGAGGCUUCCAUUGCUAUGGGUACAGAAAUUUUCAAAGAAAUAAUAUUCAUGCUACAAGAUCGCAGAAUAAUUAUAGAUGAUAAUCUUAUAUGUGCGGAAGAAAUUGAUAUUGUCAAUCAAGAAGAAUAUGAAGAGUGUAUACUUGAAGAAUCUGAUAAUGAAUUCCAACCAGAAUUGUAAGUUUUUCACGAUUAUAAAACGAUUCCUUUUGCGUAUAAAGAAAAAACGGUUGCUCUUGCCGAGAUUCAUCCUAAAUGGAGCAUAAAAAAUUUGCAAAGAAAAGGUUGCCACAAAUUAAAAGAUAGAAGAAUGCUGCGUGCAUGGAAAGAAGACGUCAAAAGAGGAGGAAUAUCAAUAGAUAAAUGGAAAUAUAUUAAAAUGCAGACAUUCGAACACUUUCAGGAAGCAAGAGAGUGUCUUAAGCAGAUAACAACGAGAACUUUACAGCAGUGGGCAAUGGCGAUAGCAUUUCCAUUCAUUAAUGAUGCCUUUAACUUCUCUGCCAGCAAAAGUUGGAUCAACAGAUUUAAGAAUAAAUACAAAAUACGGCAACAAACAAUUACAAGGUAUAUUAGUAACAGAGAACAUGCAUCGUUAGAUGAAAUAUUGGAAUCAGCCGAACGAUUCCAAAUACAAACAAAAGCAAUUAUGCCGGAAUAUGAUUCUGAUUUUGUUAUUAACACGGAUCAAACAGGCUGUCAAUAUCAAAUUACAUACAAUAGAACGCUUGCACCACAAGGUUCAAAGACUGUCCUGAUUAAAAAGAAAAGCCUGCAUGAUAUCUCUCACUCUUACACAGCACAGUACACUAUUACUGCUUCGGGAAAAAUAUUACCUGUCGUUUUUUUAUGCAUGCAGGAAUCGACAGGAAAAUUUGGUCCUUUGGUGCAAAAAAAAAAUUGAUCAUUUAAUUGCAGAAUAUAAAAAUAUGUUUUUGUAACAUGUUCGAAAUCGGGUAAAUUGACAAAAAAUAUAUAUACAGAUUAUUUAAAAUAUUGUUUAUCGCCUUAUGUUGCAAAUAAUAAAUUUUUAUUGUUGAUUGAUUCAUGGGGAGGUCAAACGGAUAUGACAUUGUACGACGAUAUUUUCGAUGAUGAAGUAGGCAGAGCAUCAUGUACUGUAAAAGUAAUUUCUCCUAAAUGUACACCUCUUUGUCAACCAUGUGACGUUUAUUUUUAUCGGCAAGUCAAAAAUUUUAUUAAAAAGUUGCAAAAUUGUCCCACUUUAUUACAACAACAACGAGAAAUAGGUGCUCGUGAAGAUGCUAUUAAAAUACAUUCUUUGUUAUUGCAUCAAUUGAGCGCUCCCGUUUUUAAACCGAUGCUUUUAUACGCGUGGUACGCAUCAAAAUUAAUAGAAGAGAGACCGAUAUUUCUCAAUAUAAACGAAAUAUGUUUUUCUAUUUCAAUAAUUAAAAAAUUGUGUUUUUGUAAAAAUGUGGGCUUCAUUCAAUAUGCUCAUUGUAAAAAGAUAUUAUGUUUUGUAUGUUUCUAUGAUGAAUAUCACCCCAAAACAUGUAACUCAUCCGAAAAUGAAUCUCAUUCCGAAGAUGAGCAAUAGCUUAAUUAAAUAUGUUUAUUAAAAACUUGCUUAUUAAAAUCUUAUGAAUAAUGUUAUAGAAGAUUGACUUUUUUAUUGACUUUCUCCUCUUAUUUUCCUUUUUUUUUCAUUACGUAUCAUAAAAUAUUUUAUUUUCUUCCUUACUUUCCUUUCAUUAUGUAUUAUAAAAUGUUUUAUUAACUCAUUCUAAAGUUACAUAAAUUUUAUUCACAAAACCUUAAAAACAUUAAUAAAUAGAUGAAUUUUAUAAUUUCUGAAAUAUAAUUAAUUGUAUAAUUAAAACAGUUAUUUUAUAGGCUAAAUAUUGAAAAACAUACACCUCACACAAUAGUACGUUGCAAGGAAAUUAAAAAAAAAAAAAUGAAAAAAGUAAGAUUCGAACCAGUAAUAUACAGCAUCGUAGUCAGGCGCCUUACCGACUAGGCUACGCCGCUUAGGUGUCAAUCUGUUCUUACUACACGGUACAUUACGCACACGUAAAUCUUUAAACGCGUUUUUUUCGCGAAUGCUUGAGAGGCGGGUCCUAUUACUUUAGGAUGAAUUAGUGAGAGGAUAGGUUUAUAACAUAUAUAAAGUUCAACGAAAUCGGAGGGGACAAUGUCUGGUGCUCCCCUUGUAAGUAGUUAUUUUGGAAGAAAGAAACUGUAACUGUAACUAGUUAUUUUUACAACUUUUCCAACCCUGUGAGAAAAUAUAUGUGAAUAUAUUUAGAACAACUUGAUUUAUUGCUCGUUAUUGGCCCGUUUUUGUUGUUACAAAUAAUUAAUGUUUUGAUUUUGUUACGCUGAAGGUGACUCCAAAGCUUGAAACGUACGGUGUUACGUCCUGCGGAGUAAUGAUUCUUUUCCUUCAUAACCAGCGGAUAUCGUAAUUAAUAGGGCUGAGCGGUGAUGAUUCACCUAUUAUUAUAAUCUCACUCCGAUUCCAAGAAUACGGUAACACUUACAGCAAUAAUCAGAUGUCACGAAUUAAGAAAUUAUAAAUUCACCAAUCAUGGGGAUUUAAGAUGACACCGUCGCUCGACGUCGGAAACACCAAAGGUAGUAAAAUCAGGGAGCUGGAAGACACACGUGUGCACCCUUUCGGGUUUUAAAUACCCGGCGCCCACAUAGCAAUAAAUUAAUAAAAUUUUAACGUGUAAUGCUUUCUCGGAGUUCAAUUGUCAAACCUGCCGCUUUCUCAGGAUAACAAUUACCGAGGAAUAUAAAAAAAAUCGUAAAACCAAAUAUUGCACGUGGGCGCAUUAAUGAGUAAAUUGGUGCACACGGCCCUUGAUAGGACAGAGGGAAUCAUAAACGAAAAAUAGUAUAAAUAGGCGCGUUUUCUAGCGGAAUGAGUAGUCUUGAUUCUUGCUCAAUCCGAAUCACAGUUCCGUGGCAUCUUGUAUGUCUGAGUUCUGUGACUCUCAAAUCCGCGGUCUUUAAACUUAUACGGAGCGUAAGUCUCAGUCAAAAAAAAAAUGCCAUUGUAAAACGAGGCUAUUUGGGAUCUCCCGAACAUAAU